GUGGGAACAUGGUCUGAACUGGGGAAGGAGGGGGAGCUGUGAGGAUAAAAUGAUUCCAGGCAAUUGUAUCAGACAUCAAACUUAAUUUGUGGUUGCAUUUUAUCGAUUUGGGGUCUGAUCCUGCGAGUUGCUGAGCAUCCCUGACUCUCUUUGUAGUUUAUAAAUUGGAAUGUUUGGUUUCUUACAGGAUCAGGAACAUUCAAAAGGCAUUUGUGUAAAUAGAGCAAUUGGCUAACAAACCGAAUGGGGAGAACAAGUAUACUUAAUUCUGUGUAUAAGCACCUAUUCUUCUGUUACAUUUUGUAUGAUAUAUGUGGUUGAUAUAGAAUAAGACCUAGAAUGAAAUUAGAUAAUUAAAGCUGUAGGUGGUCUUUAGAUGCACACCUCUGUGUGUGUAGAGAUCAAGAUCAAUUUAUGGUUCUUCAGACUUUCUACCAGUAUGUCUGAGGAUCUCCUGUUAGCAUCAAUAGUAUGGUAAGGGGAGACUACAUCAGAGGGGCUUGGGAGUAUUUUUACACUUUGAAUCGUUGUCAUGGGCUUGCUGCUGAAUUGUGUACUCUGUUGAAAUCAGGAGGAGAGAACUAGGAAAUGAUACUGUUUUUGGAUAGAAGUGGAUUUGUCUUACUGGAGUAUGGUUUAGCUAGCUGGAAAUACGUCUUUCCGAAGUCCAUAACUAGUGUUCCAUAACAUUUUCCCUAACCCCACACCUCUCUGUGGAUGAAACAGUUGUACUGCGGAUAGGUCGCCUAUCCGGCACUUUUGACUGCAGACUUUUGUGAAUGUUUACAGACAUGUGUCAAGUUCUUCUUUCCCUUAUGUUUACGGGCACACUGGUUUUAUUUUGUUGGCUAUAAACCACAAUUUGAUGGUGCUUACAAGUUAUCCUGUGAAUAUAAGUGGGAGCAGAAUUUGGACCAUGGGAUUUUUAGUAUUUUUCCUUGGAAAAUGUACAUGAUUUUAAAGGCAUAUAGCUAAAUUAACUGUACUGGUUAGGAAGGGUUACGAUGCAGUAUAUAGAAAGGUCUUGCUUUGUUAGUGAAAUUCAGUUGUGCACUCCUCUAAUAAUGUUAGUACCUGUGGCAAUGUGUAACACAUCAUUGAAUAUCAUCUAUUUAAAGUAAACUCUCAAUCAUGUCAAUAGAGAUGAAUGAUAUUCAAUCCUGUGGUUAAAUUAAAAUGUAGAGGAUAUGAUACUGUAGAAAAGCUCUGCACCUAAGAGUUUUACUUUUUUAAAGAUGAAUUCUGCUGGGAGAUGUUGCUAAUGUAUUUUCUUUCAAGAUGUGAACAAACUUUUUUAGAACAUUAAUGGAAAUUCCUGUACUGGUUUUUAACACAGUUUUUUUUAAAUAAAAAAGUUUACAGUCAUGGCAAGAAGGCUUUGCUGACUAUUUACCUUAUUGCUUAAAAUAUAGAUGAAUAAACUUGUUUUUACUAAGACACUUCCUAAUGUUUGAUCCUACUUAUGCUGGGUUUUAUGAUGCUGAAUUAUCUAUAGAAUUAUAAAAUAGGUUUCCUAAAGAGUGAUAAUAGAAGUACUCGAUGAAGUGUCGUUUAGAUAGGAAAUCUAAGUAGUGUCCUUGAUGCUUUGUCAGUAUAGGGGUAGUCUUGCAUUUUCAUAAUCAAAUGUACAUAUUACUUUAAAGGAUGUUGCACCUUCACGUUUCUUAUUUUGUGAAAGAGGUUGAUUUCACAGUGAUUCUCCACUUUGAAAUUCUUUUAAAAUUAAUGCCUUACCUCUUGACUCCACAAAUCUGUGGAAAAAAUCUCAGCCAUCUUUCAGUACUCCUCAUCCUUUUUAUGAGCUGUUCUUAAUGAUUUGUAGAUCAGCUGGAAAAGAAGAAAAUAAAAAUGUAGGUAUCUCGUCAAGAGGUCUUUCAUCCUGCAGAUGUGAAUAUACGUGUAGUUCAAAAUCAGUAAUCAUUCUGUAACCUUACUGAGGUGCUAAGUUUGAUCACUGGUUUGAGCCCUACUUUCCCAAACAACCAAGCAAUCAAAUAAAAAGCUUAAGCUAACUUAGUUCACUUUGUAGUCAAAAUCAGGUGUCAAACAUCAUCCAUUAUGUAAUGUUUUAUCAAAAUGUAAGUAGUUCCUGUGUUGGUUUUUGGAAGCAUGUAUUGUGAGUGCUUAUGGAUUAUGUGUUUGAGGUGAGUUUUUUCCUAUUUGAACUUGAAACAUCUCAAGGGUACGUAAGAGACUGCGAAGCUUUGUUUCUCCCAAUUAAAUCAGGUGAGAACUAGUGAAAUUUCCACUUGUUUGAAAAGGAAAAGUUUUUCUACUGAAAUACUGUACUUCGUAAGUGGGGCCUACCUACUGGGAAAUGUCCUUUGUCAAGGGAAGAGUCUUCCAUGCGCAGCUGGUAUCGUGUCAGAUAGAAGCUUGUCAUCAGUCUCAGACAAGUACACAAAUUGGUUAAGAGGAUUAAACUAUCAACAGUUCCUCUCUAGAAUGGGCUCUCUUUUUUACUGAAUCAUGUUGAAUAGGACAUUGUAACUGGAACUUUUCAAUGGUUAGGGUUAAGGUAAGUUUCAUUUCAUUAAAAAGUCUCUCCUGAUGUAAAACUGUUUUUUAUUAAUUUUUCUCCUCAGGAAUAAAGUCAGUGUUCUGCAUUGCAGCAUGAAGCCAACUCCUGUGACCCAACCAUGGAAUUUCUGAAGGGGGUGAUUUGUCCUGAGCUCUUUCAUACUUACUUGAGCACCAUGUUUAAAGAGCCAGGGAGGAGUCUGGUCCUGAGGCAAAUGAUGCCAGAUCAUACACUGAUUAUCUUUGGAAAGGACUGUUGCUGAGUAACUCAAGUCUGGACUAAUUAUGGUUUGAUUGUUCAGUUGCUGGUUACUGCUGUAUUUCAGCUAUGCUGAGAGACUUCAAAGUCAGAUGCAAUGAAAUGUUAUUUGAAUAAAAUCUUUAUUCACAACAGCAAAGAGAGCCUAUUGGGACAGUGUUUGCAAAUACAAGUUUCUCUGUUUCAAGUGCUCUAAUUGCAGCUGUACUAAAAAUGAGAGAAACGGAGUAAUUGUUUUGUUGUCUUCUUCCUCUGACUUGCAGUGGAGUGAUGUGAGCUUGACUGGGCCUGGAAUGAAACUCACCACGAUGUGAGCAUUCUUACUCUUUUGUCAAUUGUCUGCCUCUCUUGGUUGAGAUGGAGGGAACCCAUUUGAUUGAUUCUGUCUUAUAUUUACUCAUGGUCUCGCAAAGUAGCCAGCGGUGUCAACACCUUCGUGUCAUCUCACCAUCUUCUUCUGUAGGGAGGCUGCUUUGCAGGGUGGUUGGACUCACUGAUCUCUAGAGGUCCCUUCCAACCCCUACAAUUCUGUGAUUCUGUGAUCUUCAGUUCUAGAAAGCUGAUACCGUUUUCAUACAAAAGGAGGAAGAGCAUUAUGGUGAUGUUCCUACAAGUAGCAAGAUGUUACUGGUAAUCUCCUCUAUGUUCUAAGGGAGGCAAAUGAGAAGCCCAAAGCAAAUAGGCUAUUGUCUGUUCUGGGUGGUGGGGGGCACAGAAUUCAGAGACAGGAAAGGAAUAGGUUGAGAAAUAUUUUGAGGGUGGCCAGAGCCCAGCACAUGCGAGAGAAGAUCUUCAAAGAUCAGAGAGAAGCAAACUGAAACUUAGAACUAUGUUAGAUGCAAAUCUCAUGUCAUGUAAAUGUCACGUCAACUGGAUGAUGGGAUAAGUGGACUGUAAAGGACCGGUCACAUAUUGCAAACAUAGCGGUUGGCGCAGGGAAAUGUUGGAGAACGGAAUGCUUACAGGUAAGCCACAAAUCAUCGUGUCUGACCUAAGCCUUUGUGAUGGUCCAGGAGUAGAAGUUAAAGGCGCUUGCUGCAUCAGCACACAUUGCAGAAGUACCGCACCAGCCAGCCAUCAGAACUACAUUCACCUACUGCUGUGUCCAAGACAGUCAGCUGUGCUGAAGUGGCUUCAGACUUGAGCUGUUUUGCUUUGUGCUACUGUACCAGGAUGGUCAGCAUUAGUGAACUUGCAGCUUGGAGGCUGCUUGAGUGCUCACGUGUUUUACAGGUGGAGACAUGAGGGCUGGCGGCUGUGUGUCUGCAUUCCCAGCAUAGCCCAAAGAGAAAUGAUUUAAGAUUGCCCUACAUUUAACUUCAAAUGUUUGAAACUGAGAGUGAAAGUGCAACAACCGAAGUUAACACAAAGUAAUACAGCGAUGUUCCUGUACAUCAAAGAAACACACCACCUGCUUUGGUCACCUUCAGGAGUUGUAUUUACAGGCACCUCAGGGACUUCUCAGUAAACAGCAGGGAGCAAUUACUUCUGUUAGCUUUGAAUGUUUUGCUCAUCUGUCUCAUGGUGUAAGCAGCUAUGAAGGCUGUAGUAUUCAAAUGGCCUGCAAUAAAUGAAGUUAUUUACCAUGAAACAGUUACUUCAGAAUAAUAAUAUGAGGGUAGUUCUGCAUGUUAGGUUUUCCUUUCUGAAAUAAUUAAGAGCACAUAUGUCUUUUACCUGCUCCCCUGUUAGUAGGUCUCCGUCAUGAUCAUCUCCAGUACCUGAAAGGGGCCUACAGAAAAGCUGGGGAGGGACUUUUUAUAAGGGCAUGUAGCGACAGGACAAGAGGAAUUGGUUUUACUGGAAGAGGGUAGAUUUAGACUAGAUAUUAGGAAUAAAUUCUUUACUGUGAGGGUGGUGAGACACUGGAACAGAUUGCCCAGCAGUGUUGUGAAUGCCCCUUCCCUGAAGAUGAAUAACCCAUCUGGGACCAAUGUGGUUACUGACAUAGACGAAGGCUGGUGUGAAAUGAAGCUGGAAUCAGAUCUUCCAAGAUGCUUGAGGUAAUGGAUGCCCACAGAAAGCAACCAAAGAAUUAAUGCAGCUAUAUGUCAAAGUCAUAGACUACAUAUGAAAAAAACACACCGUAUUUUCUUCUUAAAUAACAGUUCUGUGUCCUUUGAGAAGGCUGCUCUCUGCUGCUGCGGUCUUCCAAUAUGGCUUAGCCUAAAAUGCUGUGCUACAAUUACUACACAAUCGUUUGAGUUGGAAGGAGCCCCCAAAGGCCAUCUGGUCCAACUCCCCUGCAUUGAGCAGGGACACCUACAGCUCCAUCAGGAGCUCAGAGCUCCGUCCAGCCUGACCUUGGGUGUCUGCAGGGAUGAGGCAUCCACCACCUCUCGGGGCAACCUGUGCCACUGCCUCACCACUCCUAUUGUAAAAACUUCUUACGUCCAGUCUGAAUUUCCCCUCUUUUAGUUUGAAAGCAUUUCUGCUUCUCUCAGUUAUAUUUCUAUGCCCGCAUUGAAAGGAAAGUUUUAGAAAUGAAGAAAACUUAUUUGGGGAAAAGAAUGUUAAAAGCCUUUGGAGCUGAAGUGUUUCUGCUGGAGUUUUUUGGUUAUCUGGCACAAGGGGGUUCUACCUACUGUGAUGUGAAGUAUCAAGAAAUGUCUGAAGAUAUAUUCCAAACAGCAUGGGCACUUCGCCUAUUAAAAAGUGCACAGCAGAAGAGCUGUACUCAAUCCAUACACACUAGAUUUCUUCUCUUGCCUGCCACAGAAGACCAUGGAAUUACAUAAGAGGCAAUGGUGAUCCACAAGUCUUUGUUUCUGUAAACAUGCCCUCCUCACCAGGGUAACUGACUCCCAGAGGACUCCGAUACAGGAGGGGAUUUCUCCUUCUCUCCCUGUGCUUCCCCUUCGGUGCAUCGCAUGGGCGUUGUGCUGUGUCGAGGUAUGUUGCUGUCCUGCCUGUGAGGGGAUCAGAACUUCCCUGGAAUGAGAUGGAUCCCAUAGGAGAGACACCCAAGAAAAACAAUACAGAACAUCUAAUUGCUGACAGACGGGAAGGAAUUGGUGUCUGUGGAUGGAUCCUGGUUUCCUUAUCUUUCCUGUUGGUCCUCAUAACCUUUCCUGUUUCCAUCUGGGCAUGUAUCAAGGUUGUCAGAGAAUAUGAACGUGCUGUUGUGUUUCGGCUGGGACGUAUACUGUCUAAGAAAGCCAAGGGACCAGGUUUGAUCCUCAUACUUCCAUGUACAGAUACUUUUAUCAAGGUUGACCUUAGAACUGUUACGUGUAACAUUCCUCCACAAGAGAUUCUCACAAAAGAUGCUGUUACUACUCAAGUGGAUGGGGUGGUGUACUACAGGAUCCGUAGUGCAGUAUGUGCCGUUGCCAAUGUCAACAAUGUACAUUCAGCCACCUUCCUCUUGGCACAGACAACCCUGAGAAAUGUGCUGGGUACACAGACCUUGGCUCAGCUCCUGGCUGGUCGAGAAGAGAUUGCACACAGUAUCCAGGCUAUCCUUGACAGUGCCACGGAGCAGUGGGGAAUCAAAGUGGCUCGUGUGGAGAUCAAAGAUGUCAGGAUUCCUGUGGCCAUGCAGAGGGUGAUGGCAGCCGAAGCAGAGGCUACGCAAGAAGCAAGAGCUAAGGCUGUGGCAGCGGAGGGAGAGAUGAAUGCUUCUAAAGCCCUCAAGCAGGCCUCCAUGGUGCUGGCCGAGUCUCCAGCAGGUCUUCAGCUGCGCUACCUGCAAACGUUGACAACUUUGGCAGCAGAGAAUAAUUCUACUAUUGUCUUCCCUCUGCCUAUUAAUUUGCUUGAUGGUUUCGGGCAGAAAAAUAGAGGGGGAUAGAGAUUGAUCUACACUAGCUGCUUGGGCUGAAAGAUUUAAAGGAUUUCCCAGGAAGGAAGGGUUCCAGAUUACCAAAGUAGAGUAAAAUAAAAAUAAAAAACAGUUUAAUAACCACACACAGCUCCCCCAAGGGGAGACUGCCUUUGAGCAAAGAAAGUUGCAGAAUUCAGACACUGAGCAGUUUUAUCUUAGACACUUGAGAUGAAGAGGAGGAAAAUAUGUAAAAUGCACGUUAGAACUAGUAAGAAAAUUUAAUGAUGCUUUCACUGCAUACUGCAUGUGCUUGAGUGUAGCAAUUAUUUGGUGAUUUGUCUGCUAAGCAAGAACCUGUGAGCUCCUGAUGAGCUCACAAAUCUACUCUAUGCAGCAGAAGUGUUAGAUGCCGGUGCAUAAUUCAAGUCCCAUAGAGCAGAAGAAAGAAUUUGGCCAUAACCUUAGUAUGCUUAGUAUGACUUCUUAACUAUCAACAGAAUUACUGGAUAAUUUAUAUGUCAGUGGAACAGCUUAUUCUUUAUCACAGAAUCAUAGAAUGGCUUGGGUUGGAAGAGAUCUCAAAGAUCAUGUAGUUCCAACCUCCCUGCCAUGCGCAGGAUUGCCAACCGCUAGAUCAAGUACUAGACCAGGUUGCCCAGGGCCUCAUCUAGCCUGGCACAGAACAUCUCCAACCUUAGAUAAGUGAAAAUUAGCAGCAGCUUUACUGACCUUAUUUGGAUUUUGCAUAUCACUGAUAUUUCUAUGAGCUCUUUACUAAAGGGAUGAGAAUACAUAUGUCCGUGCAUUUCAAUCACAUUUCUUAUAUAUGAAAGCUGAUGCAAACCUCUGCAAAACAUAUUGUUCUAUGUUAAUUUAAGUGUCGCAUUUUCAUCCACAAGAGGUUUCUUAUCCUACCUUGCAGAUGUCAUGAAGUGGUGGUGCAGGUUUUCAUAGAAAGAUCCUUCCCCACCCUCCAUCCAUGCAAUGCUCUGCAGCUGAGUGGGGGGCACUCCUAAUACCUGAGUUUAGCCAGCACUAAUGCUGAGUUUAUGGCCUUCAAAAACAGCUGAGCUGUUCACAUGGCUGGCACACAACAGGCUACCUGUAUAUGAAUCUGAGGGCUCUUGCAGUGUAUGUGCUCUGGUGGAUGCUGCUGCUGUGUAUAAUGUCAAACACACAAAGCUCAUUGCUGCCCCUUCCAUACAGUAGUGUCAUUUAGCUCUAAAUUCAUGAGAUCAGCACAGGCCUACUAAUUAUAUUGUUGAUACAGGCCCAUCUUGUUCUGGCUGCAGAAUAACACAAGCAGUCCAGGUGGCAAAUGUUUGUACUUGGUGUCUUCUGGCACAAAGACAGCGGUAUGAGCAUCUGAGGAUGUUGACCUGCUCAGCAAACACAGCUUUUCAUUGCACCUCUUGCCUCAGAGAUGACUGCCAAAUGGCAUUUUGUUGGCAAAUCAAAGGUGAAAAGCCUACAUUCAAAAGUCAUCCUUCUUAACAUUUGCUGCAGGUGCUCCUAUUCUAAGAAAAGGGAUGUUUUGAAUUUGGGGGCUGUUUUUCAUUGUCAACUUAGUUUGACAUUUGUAAAAGCAUUUAUAACUACAGCAGGAGAAACCUCCUGCUUUUGCCUGACAAAUGUUGCAACUCUACUACAGAGCUGUUUGCCUAGCUACAGAAGCAGCAAUGCUUUAGAGAAAUGCAGCCAUAGACUGCACCCUUUCUUUCGAGUAGUGCAAAUUAAUUAAACUAUGGGAAGGAAAAGCUUGAAAGAUAUGUGACUACAGAGUACAGUUGGAAAACUGUGCCCUCAGUGAGCGGCCAGCACUAACAGCCCAUGCAGGACUCUGGGGUCAGGUACAU
Molecule: messenger RNA, 8401 nt
Organism: Gallus gallus (chicken)
Lineage: Eukaryota; Metazoa; Chordata; Aves; Galliformes; Phasianidae
Gene: STOML3
Product: stomatin like 3
Exons: 7
Coding region: 5721-6572 (283 amino acids)
Cellular component (GO): plasma membrane
Source: RefSeq, a predicted model, not a curated record